GUUUACUCUAUGACACCCUAUUUCUAUGACAAAGUCUCGUGUGAGCUUCUGCAAAAACUUAUUUUCUUCAAAAUAACGAGGUCUGAGAAUGGAAGAUCCAGUAUUAUAUGGUGAAUUUAGGAGGCAGUUGAAAGCUGUUCAAAUUUCAUUAAGAGUGAAUGUAAAAUCCAUCGAUAAUACAACUGAAAAAUGUCGACUGAACUCUCCUCAAACAUACAGUAUAGAGGUCAGAUCAGAUGUCAUCAUCUUACUUUGUGACAAACCAUUCAAGCAAUGGACAUUUAUCCUUCCUGAGGGGCUCCAUUCUCUACCUGGAUCCUGCAGUGGACUGGAGUGGAUCCAGGGAGAAGGGAUCCAGAUGAGACUCCAGCUGGAGACCAGUGAUGAAGGUGAUGGAGGAGAGAAGAGAGGGGAGCUGGACGAAGAGACUGGUGAUCAGUUUCUCAAGGCAUUGGAUGAUCCGAGCUGUGAAGUGACUUGCUCUAGAUGUGGGGCAAUACUUGUUCAACCUGCUAGUGGCUUCAAGAAGGUCCUACCCCUGCCCUUGGGAGACUGGGGUGACAUGGCGGCUGACAUGUGGUGCUGUAAGAGCAAGGUCAUCGCAGAGGAAAGGGGCAAGAUGAGCCCUCUACAGUUGACCCCUGAAGAAGAUUGCAUCAUGGUGGAUGACCUUUAUCUUCUCGUCAAUUCAAGGAUGUUAAACAAGGGGUCAGUCCAGAUGGAAGUGAAGAAGAAGACAGUUGUGCCAAAUAAACAGGGGAGAACUAGUAAAUGGUUCAGCAUACUGUGUCAGAGGUGUGGUUGCAUUCUCGGAUCUAUAGAUAGUUCAGGGGGCAGCAGUCAGUUAGAAACCACCAAGCUAUAUCGAUAUGCAAUCUGUAUCCAGCAAAAAGAAAAUGGACUUUCUCAUACCAUCAAUCCUCUUCAACACACUAUAUGCACCUUGAUGGUCAAACUGUUCAAGACUCAGAUGACCUUCAAGUAUAUCAUUGAGGAUGAAGAGGAACAUAGACCAAGGCUACUGGUAUGGCUGUUAGGAAUAGACACCAGGCUUCUGUAUGGAGGAGCGCCAUCUAUCAACAGAGAAGAGACAGGGAAUUCAUCGUCUCAUCAACCGUCCUCUUCUGUACCAUUAGAGGGCAGCAGAUUAGAAAUCCAACUGAAGAGUCAACCAAUCGUCAAGGUCCUCUAUCAGACAUGCACCAGUGAUGCAGGUCAAAGGUUAGGUGAAGAAUGGAACAAAGACCUAAUGGUUCAUGGCAUUACACUCACCAAGGAAGCGUGUCUACAACUAGGGUUACUAUUAGCAACCAGUACUCUACAGGCUCCGCCUUCGAUGAGGCAAAUGAAUGGAUUCAUGGUGGGUUCUCUGAAGCUUUGAUGACAGUGAAGAAUGAAAAAGUAAGUAAACAGGGAACAAACAAAGAAAGAAGGAAGAUGGAAGAAGAAAGAAGAAUGAAGGAAAAGAAAGAUUUAAGCAGAGAAGAGAAUGGAAGAAGAAUGGAGGAAAAGAAGAGGAUGAAGGAGAAGAAGAGGAAGAGGAGAAGAAGAGCGAGAAGAAAAACAAGAAGUAGGAAGAAAGAAGAGGAGGUUGAAGAGGAGGAGAAGGAUUGGAGGAAAAUGAUAGUGGACAGAGGAAGAGGAGGAUGUUCACCAAUUGCUGACAAGAUAUAAAUGUUGCAUUGAUUUUAGAUUGUGCAAUAUUGACAAGUUUGCAUAAAAUAAAAAUACAAUUUUUUUGUCAAAUUAGCUGUUAUAGUGUCUUUAUGAUGUAUUCUCUUGUUAGCUAUUAAUGUAAAAGAAACUUGAAUAUUACCAAGAAAAGAGGGGAUAUUUAGAUUUUACUAGCAGAGGAUACAACAGGGUUAUGAUACACUUACCCUUGCCAUUUCCUGUCUUUAUGCCUUUAGAUAUCAACGCACCCGAUACAAACUACAUGUACAUGUGUUGCUGAAUAUUUUGGUGUAUACUCAAGAGCAUGUGUAGAGUGUAAAAAAAUGAACACCCCAAUCCAUUAUUGAUGUUCUAAAACUGCAAAUGCUUACAAGCUUUCAAUGAUGUAUGCUACCAGGAGUCAGUCAGUGAGUGAGGAAGAGAGAGAGAGGGGAAUGGGUCAGCGGGAUAAAAGAGAGAUGAGAGAGGGGGAGAUUGAGCUUGAAAGCUUCGGGAGGGCGGUAAAGAAAAAGAGAAAGAAAGAGGAAAAUAAAUAUGGAGUGAAAUUAAACGAGAAAAGAGAUAAAGAGUCAGAGAAAGAGAGGGGGAGAUGGGAGAGAGAAGAAGAAAAAGAGAGAGAUGGAACGGAAUACAGGAGAUGACAGAUCGGGGAAGGGGGGGGGGGGAUAAAAGAGAAAGAAAGGGAGAGAGAGAGAGAUGGAGGAGGACCAUACACACCCCUCUUCUUUAUAAAGCUGCAAUGUCUGACAGUUAGUGAUAUCCAUUUCUUUCAAACUCCCCUUUUAUCAUACGCCCGUCCUAGACGGGACGUAUUAUGGUAUCAUGAUCGGUGUCCGUCCAUCCAUCCAUCUGUUAACCUAGGCUCAUAUAAUUUGGUGUGUAUGAUACUAGCAUGGAUCCCACGAAUCCUUUAGAUUUUGAGGUCAAAAGGUCAAGGUCAUGGCGACAUGUUUUCAUCUUACCCUUCUGCAGUCCUUGUAAACGUGAUAACUUCAGUUUGACUUAACCUAGGCUCAUAUAAUUUGGUGUGCAUGAUACUAGCAUGAAUCCCAGGAAGCCUAUUGAUUUGGAGGUCAAAAGGUCAAGGUCACAGUGACAUGUUUUCAUCUUACCCUUCUGAAAUCAUUGUAAACGCGAUAACUUCAGUUUAACUUCAUCUACAUGUAGGCUCAUAUGAUUUGGUGUGUAUAAUACUAGCAUGGAUCCCACGAAGCCUUUUGAUUUCAAGGUCGAAAGGUCAAAGCCGCAGUGACAUGUUUUCAUCUUACCCUUCUGAAGUCCUUGUAAACGUGAUUACUUCAGGGUAACUUAACCUAGGCUCAUAUAAUUUGGUGUGUAUGAUACUAGCAUAAUUCCCAGGAAGCCUAUUGAUUUUAAGGUCAAAGGUCAAGGUCUCAGUGACAUGCUUUCAUGUUACAUUUCUGAGGUCCUUGUAAACGCGAUAACUUCAGUUUAACUUAACGUGGUGUGUAUGAUACUAGCAUAGAUCCCAGGAAUUCUAUUGAUUUUGAGGUCAAAAGGUCAAGUCACCACCUUCCACUUUUCUUGCUUGACCAAAAGCUCCAUUUUCCAUGUUACAGGCGAGCGUAUUAUGUGCUCGCCCCAAGGACACUCUUGCUAUCUAUUGAUUUAAUGCCAAAAUGUUACCUACCUGCUUUUCCACUAUGUUUCAACAAAAUAAUGCUAUCCAUACCUACCACACAAGACAAGCAUCUAAUAUUUGUAUAACCCUGCAUGCUGUUGGCUCACAAAUCUCAGAAAUUAUGGUCCCAAUGUUUUGAAUUUCCUACCUACUAGUACUAGGAAUAUAUUAUCAGUGCAUUCCUUCAAAAGUGCGGUUAAACAAAUACUUGUCUUUAAGAUGUAAUUCUCUCACAAGAUCAAUAUUGUUGUACUGUAUGUUUGAUACUUAAAGAUUAAUAUAAUUUCAAGCAUUAUUAUGCCUCACAUUAUUUUGGUAAAUAUUUGUAUUUAUAGCUGUGGAACAUAAUGAUUUGUUUUUUUUCUGUUUGUAAAUUGUAAUUAGUUAGUUCGUUUGACUUUCUUAGUAUUAUCUUUUAUACAUGUAUGUAUUUUAUAUUUCCAAAGGUGUGACAAAGGCUCAAGCAUCUGCUUUAUAUAUUGUCAUGCCGCUGCAUGUUUGCCACUUUCGAACAAUCAUUUAUGUAAAUGAUCAUAUACAUCUCUCUUAUGUAAAAUUUGUUAUAUUUUCGUCUGUGAUGGUCACAUUGUGUACAUUGUCAUGACAUGCAUAUACAAAUAAAUGAACGAAUGAAUAUAUAAUUAAAUGAAUAAAUAAAUACAUGUAAAUGAA
This is a messenger RNA of Lytechinus pictus (painted urchin), 3988 nucleotides long. Its product is annotated as E3 ubiquitin-protein ligase E3D-like. Gene Ontology annotation, molecular function: ubiquitin protein ligase activity; cyclin binding; ubiquitin conjugating enzyme binding. The record is from RefSeq and is a predicted model, not a curated record. The coding region runs from base 89 to 1381 and encodes 430 amino acids. Gene Ontology annotation, biological process: protein autoubiquitination; proteasome-mediated ubiquitin-dependent protein catabolic process; protein monoubiquitination. The transcript is spliced from 9 exons. Lineage: Eukaryota; Metazoa; Echinodermata; Echinoidea; Temnopleuroida; Toxopneustidae. Gene Ontology annotation, cellular component: ubiquitin ligase complex; cytosol; nucleus.